Messenger RNA from Labrus bergylta (ballan wrasse), 3071 nucleotides. It is a transcript of the gene lpla, whose product is annotated as lipoprotein lipase a. Lineage: Eukaryota; Metazoa; Chordata; Actinopteri; Labriformes; Labridae. Gene Ontology annotation, molecular function: lipoprotein lipase activity; apolipoprotein binding. The record is from RefSeq and is a predicted model, not a curated record. Gene Ontology annotation, biological process: fatty acid biosynthetic process; very-low-density lipoprotein particle remodeling; triglyceride catabolic process.
GACUUUACUCCUAAACCUCAACUCAAGACAACUUCCUGACCGGUGUCUUGUGUUUAAAAAACAAGAUUGGAUUUAAUCUGGUCGAGUGACACCCAGAUAACUUUUUUUUUUAAUUAAGGAUUUUUUUUUUCUUCUGAAAAACAAAACAACACUUUUUAAUAAUAUGGGAAAAGAAAAUUUGAGCUUUUUGACUGUAUGGAUAUUUUUGGGAAAAAUCUUGGCAACUUUUUCUUCUGACCCUGAACUCACCACAACUGCUGAUUUUGUAAACAGCACAGUCACUGCUACUCCGCUGUUCACCACCACCGAAUGGAUCACAGACUACAGUGACAUCCAGUCCAAGUUCUCCCUGCGCACUGCAGACAUCCCAGAUGAAGACAUGUGCUACAUUGUGGCUGGCCAGCCUGAAACCAUCGAAGAAUGUGAAUUCAACUCAGAAACACAGACCUUCAUUCUGAUACACGGCUGGACGGUAACAGGGAUGUUCGAGAGCUGGGUUCCCAAGCUGGUGUCUGCUCUCUACGGUCGUGAGCCCACUGCCAACGUGAUCGUGGUGGACUGGCUGACCCGUGCCAGCCAGCACUACCCCACCUCUGCAGCCUACACCAAACUAGUGGGCCGUGACAUCGCCAAGUUUGUCAACUGGAUACAAAAAGAGCUGCAGCUGCCAUGGGAGAGGAUUCAUCUGCUGGGUUACAGUUUGGGAGCACAUGCGGCUGGAGUUGCAGGAGACCUCACCGACCAUAAAAUCAGCAGGAUUACAGGUCUGGAUCCGGCUGGUCCUACCUUCGAGCACGCAGACAACCAAAACACCCUGUCCCGAGACGACGCCCAGUUUGUGGACGUCCUGCACACCAACACCAGGGGCUCCCCAGAUCGCAGCAUCGGUAUCCAAAGAUCUGUGGGCCACAUCGACAUUUACCCCAAUGGAGGAACUUUCCAGCCGGGCUGUGACAUCCAGAAUACCCUACUGGGAAUUGCAUCUGCAGGCCUAAAGGGCCUCCAAAAUAUGGACCAGCUUGUAAAAUGUUCCCACGAGCGCUCCAUCCACCUGUUCAUCGACUCCCUGCUCAACACGCAGCAGCAGAGCAUGGCUUACCGAUGCACCUCCAAAGAGGCCUUUAACAAGGGACUGUGUCUGAGCUGCAGGAAGAACCGCUGCAACAAACUCGGAUACAACAUCAACAAGGUCCGCAUGACCCGCAGCCCCAAGAUGUACCUCAAGACACGUGGUAUGAUGCCCUACAAAGUUUUUCACUAUCAGGUGAAGGCGCAUUUCUUCAGCGAGGACCCACUGAGCUUCACAGAGCAGCCAAUGAAGAUUUCUCUUUUUGGAACCCAUGGAGAGAAGGAGGACAUUCCCUUCGUCCUGCCGGUCUUGAACAGUAACACCACUUUGUCCUUCCUCAUCACCACUGAUGUGGACAUUGGAGAACUAAUGAUCGUGAAGCUCCGCUGGGAGAAAGACGCUAUCUUAAGCUGGACAGACUUUUGGAGUAGCAGCCAGUUCCACCUCCGGAAACUGCGCAUCAAAUCUGGGGAGUACCAGUCCAAGGUGAUCUUCAGUGCAAAGGAGGAAGAGUUUGCCUACCUCGUCAGAGGAGGAGACGGUGGAAUCUUUGUUAAGUCAAAGGAGGACAUACAGAGCCGUAAAGAGAAACAGAUGCACAAACUGAAAAUGCAAGGCAGCUCAUUUGGGCAGAACGAGCCUUGAAAAUUGCACCGUAAACACCCACCUUCCCAUCGUGCACAUCAUUCAUCUCUACAUUCAUAAGCCAAAGAUUGAGAGCACACAGAAACACUGAGAACAUCUUUGCAAGUAGCUGGACUUUUACAGAAUGCUUCUGAUUUUCUUUUUCUGCUGUGCCAAAUCACUUCAGCUCCCAGUGCUUCCAGCACAACCUCAUCCACAGAGCUGGAAACCAGUUGGCGAAGCAGCUCUCUCCUCUCUCUCUCUCUCUUUAAAAACUGUGUUGCUGAUAAAAGUUACUGGUGUUCUUUGUCCUUAUGUGCUCAAAUAUGACAAAACUUUACUAUUCUUUCCUGCAUAUCUUUGUAAUCAUAUGUGUAUGCUUUUGUAGACCAUGUACUGUUCAUAGUGAUUUUGAUGUACUUUGUGUGGGUGUGUUCUAUUUGCCUAUGUGAACUUGGAUUAUUGGUCAUGUAUAAAUGAUUCAGAGUGAAAGGCACAAUUUAGGCACAUCCUAUUGUUUUUCCUUUUAUCUUUUAAAUGUACACAAUGAUCGUUCAUCCUUCAUUUUUGUCAUUACCUAACUACUAAUAGUCAAUAAUCAACAGGGACCAAAGAAGUAUUUACUAUGUACUGAACACAGAAUAACAGCAGUCUUUGUAAAUACCUAUUUCAAUCAGUAUUAUAUACAUAUAUAUAUAUUUUUAUUUGAAUAUGAGUUGUUAAUAUUGGAUCUCUUGAAGCCUUGCUUCUUCUUUGAUUUUGUUUUGGUUAUUGUGUCACUGGUCACUUUAGAAGUCUCUCUGUCCCUUGAAGACAUUCAGAUGUUGAGGUCAAUAAGAUUGGGAUAAAUAAGCAUGUCAUAGUUUUGGUCUUUUCUUUUGAGAAAAUGAACUUUGGUCACUUUUUAAAGUCCAGUUAUAUCUAGGUGCUCCCUUUUCACUUCUUAAUUGGGUCAACAGUGUCUUCCUUGCAAACAGUUUACAUCACAGACUCAGACAACAACAUGCCCUUAUUUUGAAAGGUCACACAUUGUUGAAUAACUCUGGGUAAACUUGCAGGUGAUUUGUGCUGAACUGGCCUACAUGAUAGCCAUAUUACAGCUCAAGAAUACUUCUCAUUGUAUUUAUUAAAUGUACAUUUAUAUAUUUGUGUAUUAAGCUGUAAUAUAUAUCUCUGCAGGCUUCCGUUUUUAUCUGUAUUUUCUUUUUUUAUAAAUGAUGCAUUUUGUGAUUUUAUGCACAAGGCUUUGGAAGGAUCAAUCAAAUUUGUCUCCUGGCCAGCUGUUAAGUGCAUUUACUUUUAUUAACUGAAAUGCAGUGCACUGUUUAAAUGAAGAGCCCAAGAUUUAAUAAAGAGAUAAUGCACAUAUUUCUAUAAA